Messenger RNA from Cyprinodon variegatus (sheepshead minnow), 1570 nucleotides. RefSeq names its product gamma-glutamyl hydrolase-like (gene gghl). Gene Ontology annotation, biological process: tetrahydrofolylpolyglutamate metabolic process. The coding region runs from base 80 to 1045 and encodes 321 amino acids. Gene Ontology annotation, molecular function: gamma-glutamyl-peptidase activity. The transcript is spliced from 9 exons. Gene Ontology annotation, cellular component: vacuole. The record is from RefSeq and is a predicted model, not a curated record. Lineage: Eukaryota; Metazoa; Chordata; Actinopteri; Cyprinodontiformes; Cyprinodontidae.
GUCUGUAGUCACUGUUUUUACAGACUAGAUCCGCUGGCAGCAUUCUAGGACUCAUUUUGCUGAAAUCUCACAAAGGAAUAUGGCUGGUGGAGAAUUUCCAUUAUACCUCUGCUUGUUUUUUGCUUGCUUUAUCUGUUGCUAUGAGGCCAUGCCUGCUAAAGUCUUCCAGCAGGCUUUAAACGACAGACCAGUGAUCGGUGUUUUAACUCAAAUAGUGUCAGAUGAUGUCAUGAAACCCUUUGGGAAGACAUACAUACCUGACUCCUAUGUUAACUACAUUGAGUCUGGGGGAAGCAGGGUGAUGCCAAUCAGAUUGACUCUUUCCAAUGAAGAGUAUGAAAGCAUCUUUAAGAAGAUAAAUGGCUUGUUUUUAAUAGGUGGAAGUGCAAAUUUGAACACCUCAGACUUUGCCAGAGUGGCUCAGAUUUUCUAUAAACUGGCUCUAACGGCCAAUGAUGCUGGGGACUUCUUCCCCAUCUGGGGUACGUGCAUGGGCAUGCAGCUGCUCACUGUCCUGGUGGCUGGUGAAAAUCUGCUCUCAAAUACUACAGCAGAGAAUGUGGCUCUGCCCCUCAACCUAACCACAGAGGCCCACUCCAGCAGGAUGUUCCAAGGUUUUCCUAAAGAGCUCAUAAAGGCUUUGGCAGAAGAACCUCUGACUGGCAAUUUUCAUCAUUUCGGGCUUACAGUAAAGGCUUUCCAGGAAAAUGAGGAACUGAGCAGUUUCUUCUCCGUGCUCUCCACGAACAUCGCUCUAAAUGGAGAAUACUUUGUCUCCACCAUUGAAGGUAAAAGGUAUCCAUUCUACGGAGUGCAGUGGCACCCAGAGGUGAACCGCUUUCAGUGGGACAGAAGACUGAACAUUCCUCACUCCACUCAUGCGGUUCAGUUAUCAUCCCAGCUGGCCGAGUUUUUUAUCAAUGAAGGACGGAGGAGUUUACAUCACUUUGACAGUCCUGAGGAAGAAGAUUCCUCAAUGAUCUACAAGUUCACGCCUGUGUACACUUCAAACUUUACUGCCUACGAGCAGAUUUAUUUCUUCUGAGGUUUCAGAAUAGCUGUUGAAGGCUGACGGACAGGGCCCAAAAAUACUGAGGUAUUACUGAGAGUCAGUCACUCCUAAGUAGAUUCAGCAGAGUUCUCCCUAGAACAUGUUUUUAAAUCUGUCAAUUUUCAGAAUCUUAAACAAAAUCAUUCUGACUUUUGAAUAGGUUAGGCGCUGCAUUUCUCUGUUCCCCUUCCCUGCCAGACACUUCAGGCACUAUACACUUGAUUUUUAUGUCAUCUUUCUUUUGAAGCUUCUAUCAUAGUGAAUAUAAAUCUAUUACAAAAGACAUUCCAGAAUAAUUGAAAUAAGUUGCUUCAUAUCUACUUCAGUAUUUAAAAUAGACACCCAAGCCCUAUUACACUAUAAUGUUGAUAAUAGUGCCUAAUCUGUUCUUUCUUACUAUGACAAGGUUUAUACAUAUUUCUAAUAUUAACUUACACAGUACUUCAAGUAUCAUGCAAUAAACAUUUGACUUUUAAAACACAUACAGUUCCAGCACAGUAUUUUCCUCUUCUAGUACCU